Dermatophagoides pteronyssinus (European house dust mite) is the source of this 1287-nucleotide messenger RNA. RefSeq lists its product as uncharacterized. The record is from RefSeq and is a predicted model, not a curated record. NCBI's taxonomy places the organism in Eukaryota, Metazoa, Arthropoda, Arachnida, Sarcoptiformes, Pyroglyphidae.
UUUGAUCACACGUCCACCAUUUGUAAUAUAGAGCAUGACUUGAAAAUAUUAUAUUCGAAUAAACUAUCUGAAAAAGUAGUUGAGAGAACCAAACAAACAAACAACCAUUCAUCUUUGAAAUUCACCAUUAUAAACAGUAGACAUUUUUUUUUGUCCACUCAAGAAUUUUUAUAUUUUUCUAUCGGCUUUCACAUUGGCAAUCUUUGAUUUGUUUAUUUUCCAGCAUAAUAAUAAUCUUAUAUGAAAAAUGGGCAUCAAUUUAUUUAUAUUGAUGAUAAUGAUCAUCAUUUAUUUGUCCAUUUUCAAAUGUACGAUAGCUGCCGUUCAUCAAUUGCAUCAACAAUCACAACAAUCGAAAAAAAUUAAUCACCGUGAUGAUGAUGGUCUAUUGGUUUCAUCAUCAUUGCUACAUAAACCACUUUCGUUUGCAUCUACAUUUAAUGAAGAUUCUGUUUUAUCCGGAUUAUUUAAACGACAUAAGAAUGCCAUUAUGAAUCGAAAUCAUGCAUUAAUUUCAAUUUCACAUCCACAUUAUUCACUAUAUUUUCAACCAUAUCCAAGCUAUAUGCCUCAAACUGAUUUGCUCAUGAAUUCAUUGAUGCCAAUCAAUCCUUCGUUGUUAUCGGUUAUGCCGGAAUAUAGUAUUGUUCCACCGAUAACGACAUCACAAUUAUUGCCAUUAUCGAUGCGAAAUUAUUUUCAACAUGGCCAAACGUUAGCUCAUCAAUCGCCAAUAAUUAUUCCAAAUAGUGCUGCUGCUGCUGCAGAUAGUUCAAUAUAUAAAAAUAUUGCCAAUUCUCCAAUUACCAAUCAAUUUAAUGGUGAUGAUCAAUCCUUACAGAAUGCUAUCAAUCAAUAUCGUCAUCAAAAUCAUAAUAAUAAGCAUAAAAUCCAAAUUGGACAAAAAUUUUCACAAUCAAUCUAUGCGAAUAGCCAUAAUUUACGUUAUGAAAAUCCUCAAAUAAAAGGUAAACCAACAGCAGAUGGCAGUGGAAGUCGAACAUCAGGAAUUUUAAAAUCGGAACAAAAUAAAAAUUCUCAUCAUUUUCGAUUACCGGCACGUUUAUCAUCAAUCGCUAAAAAUCCUUAUUAUGGUGUUCUUAAUGAUGAUGAUGAUGAUCACGAAAAUGAAGUUCAUAAAAAAAUUACAGCUAAUAAUGUGAAUGAAAAUAAAAGAAAAUCAUCGUUAUCAUCAUCAUCAUCAUCAUAUAUGGAUGAUGUUGUUGAUGAUUCCAAAGAGGAGAAAGGCUUUUUCUGAUCAUAUUUUUUAGCAUUUUAAAAAUCAAU